CCACUUUCGCUUUCACUCUCUUUCACUUUCUCCUUACCGCUUCAUCUCUAUUUGUACCUUUUUACUUUAGGCUCAAAAAUAAUAAUAAUUUUUAUUUAAUAUCAAUAGCUGUCUUAAUAUUCACUCUGUUGAACGAGUAUUUCCUAAAAGGGAAGCUGUAACCAGAUCGUACCCAGCAUAAAAGAGCCAAAAAAAAUAAAAAUUAAAUAGAUAAUUGCAUUCUAUCUUUGUAACAAGAAAGAAAUAUAUAGAAUAUGACCCUCUACAAUAUCCCACAUAUAGUUGAUCCUGGUAAUCACGAAGAUGUCCAAUAUUUCGCAGACCCACUGCCACGCAUUUCAGCCAAUACAAGCCCUUUUCAAUCAACCCAAUUUUCACAGCCACUUGCUCCAGACAACCUUAUACCCCUUACCCCACGCUCAUAUUACCAGCAACACCACCAGCACCAGCACCAGCACCAGCACCAGCACCAGCACCACAGCCACCAAAAUCAGCAUCAGCAUCAGCAUCAACAUCAACAGAACCAACACUACCAACACCACACCCACUUGCAAAAAAGAGAUCGCAACUCUCGUCCUAUCCAGAUCUCUAAUUUUGGCAUGUAUACAUCGUUUGCCAUGGAUUGCCACCCUGACCUGGAGUCUCCGACCGAAUCCUACUGCCGACAGGCCCCUGAAGUUGGCAGUAACGAGGCUUUAGACAGAGACAACUUUCUACUUUCAAACCGGCACCACCCAACCACAAACCAGAACCUCCCUGUCCAGUCACUCCCGCCUUACUGGCAAAUUUCUGAUUGCGCAAUGGACAACUCAUUCGCAGAUCUUCAUUCACAAGAGAUGAACACAACCGAACGUGGUAUUGCUGGGUUUGUCUCAAAACUUUAUCAAAGUUUACAGGCGCCAGAUGAGGGGCAGAAAUACGCCCACUGGUGUAAUCACAACGGGGUAGACAUGUUUAUAAUAGAAUGCAUACCAAAAUUCACAGAAAAUGUCCUGCCUAAGCUAUUCAAGCAUUGCAAGUUUGCGUCUUUUGUGCGACAACUCAAUAUAUAUGGUUUUCAGCGGGAUACAGACGCUAGAAAAUCAAAAGAUAGUAAGGAUAAGGAAACUUGUCGAUGGUAUCACCCAUACUUCCGCCCAGGUCGGCGCGAUCUAUUUUAUCUCAUCCGUCGCAAAACUCCUCGGUACUCUCGAAGAAAGCGAGUCAAGGCUGCAGAGGAUGUGGAAACCAUAAUUAAUGUAGAAUCAGGAGAUGAAUCCGGGACAGAGGUGGAUUACGGCAGCCAUGCCAAUGAAAUCUCAGGCAACGAAGGAGGCUCGAGAAGAUCGCCUUCUUCGGAUAGAUUGUCGGGGACUGCGCUACAGCCAUCUGGGCUGGAGUUUGAGAGUCAGGUAGAAGGAACACAGCUAUUCCGUCAAGGGUCCUGCCCGGAACUUAUUUCCCAAGAUACUCGAUCUUUGAGUGCGCCUCACAGCGUACCAGACACAGACAUCAAUAUAGGGUCUGAUUCAAUGAUGCUACUACAAUAUACUCCGGCUCAACACAAGCCAGCUAGCCUAACGUUUCGGGAAUUACAGCUGUGCAAACAAGUGAUCUAUCAAAAACGGACGUAUGAAGCAAUGCAGCACGCUUUUACUACUCAGAUGCAGGAGACUCACAGCAAAUUAGAAGCACAGCAAGCACAAAUUGAUGAUCUGUGUGCAGCGAUUCAAUCGAUGGACCAAAGCCAGGAGCAGAUAAUAAAACAAAACACGAUUUGCGGAACAACCAAUCCCACAAUUGGAACAAGCUCUACAGCCUAUGUGGGUCAGCCGACUACAGACGACUGCACAAUGACCUCUACAGACACAGUCACCGCGGCUACAGUUACAGCCUCCACGGCAAAUUCGCAUUAUCCACAGUCGGUGAAAAUUGGAUAUUUACCAAAACACCACUCUGAAAAUAUGAAACAUGAAUCAACUAUUCAGUCAAGACCAUCACACAUUACUCUUACCGAACCUGUUCCGCUGUCAUCAUACGAUGUCUACACCCCUCUGUCCGAUUUUACUCCCUUUCAGACCAUGGCUGAUUCACCUUUUGGUGGCCAAGCUAAUAGUGUCCAUUUCAGAAGCCAAGCAAGCGGGUCCACUAUUGUGCCUGCUAAACAAAAUAGCUCGUCUCCCUCUCCUCCCUCUCCUCCUCCAUAUCAACACCAAGCUUCUUGGCCUAUCCAGUCUACGCAGUGCGUAGUCAGUAAUGCUUCUCGAAUCGCAACUGCUGCAGCCAUGACAGCAGCAGCAACCACAAAUUCCAAUAUAUCCACUAAACUCGAAGUCUCAAUGACCCCAAAUAUACACACCAACUGCUUAUAAACAUCAAGAAAAAAAAUCACCCACACUCUUUACAGAGUUAAUUUAAUUUGAAUUUUUUUCACAGUGGAUAAUAAUCCUCCUUUCUCCUUUCACCUCCCACUUUGCAUUUUGUUAUUAAAAAAAAACUAUUUGGUACAAC
Molecule: messenger RNA, 2490 nt
Organism: Phycomyces blakesleeanus NRRL 1555(-)
Lineage: Eukaryota; Fungi; Mucoromycota; Mucoromycetes; Mucorales; Phycomycetaceae
Product: heat shock factor-type transcription factor
Exons: 4
Coding region: 255-2351 (698 amino acids)
Biological process (GO): regulation of DNA-templated transcription
Molecular function (GO): DNA-binding transcription factor activity; sequence-specific DNA binding
Source: RefSeq, a predicted model, not a curated record